AUGAAUUAAUUAUAAUUAUCAUAAGCAUAGUCACCAAGAGAAAGUAAUUUCGAUUAUGAUGAAUAACCUCAAACACAAUCUAUUUAAUUAAUUGAGAAUAGAGCAGCACUUUCAAUUAUCACUAAUGUAAUCAAACUCAUAUAAAGAAUUUAGAUAUAAAUUUUAGUUGCUAUAUUUUAAAUAUUGUUAAUACUUUUUAAUUCGUAUAUCGCCUUUGAUUUAAGCUAUAAGAUCUCCCUUCUAUAUGUGACAAUUUUGCAUUUCCUGUAAAUCAUUAGGAUCGGAGUUAAUAAUAACAAGUAAAAUUUAACAAAUUCAAUUGCUUAGAAGAAUAUAAAAUAAUCAAUAAUGUUGCAUUUCGGUAUUUUGGGGAGUUCUGUCCAUUUCCUAUUAUGUACUUUAUACUAUUAGCUUUUAAGGGAUGCUUGAUUUAUUUCUUAGAGAAUGACGAUUUUCCAAUUCAGUACCCAAUAUUGAUGUAUUUGAUUUUCACUCUUACUUGGUUUGUUCUGACACUAAACAACUAUUUAAAAAAUAAAAAUGAUAAAAACUUUAUAUUAAUAGUAAUAUAUGCAGAUUUACCUUUUAGUUGUAAGUUUUAUUCAGAUUUUUUUUCGUUCUCCAAUUGAUGAUGAUUAAUCUGAAAUAAAUUUAAUGGAUAGAUUGGGAUUGGAUAUAUGUAUUUACAAUACUUUGGAUGUUCUUGUCAAUUAUUUGCAUAUUUCAGCUCAUUUUUUUGUUUGAUUUCAUCUGCAAAGCAGCAUCCUUCUUGCAAGAAAGAGAUCCAAUCAACAGAGAAGCAUUUAAUCAGUAGAGUAUGCAUAUUGAGUAGGUUUAGUUAUAGGAUCAUUAUGGAUUAAUUUACUAAUCUUAUGCGUAUCUGGACUUCCAACUUUUAGUAUGGUGUGCUAUACAAUUAAAUUGUAGACUGGAAAAAAUAGUUACAAUACUCUUUCAAUUACAUUAUCAGUCAUAUAUUCCCUAGUAUUCAUUGUCUUUACAUUGUACUAUCGAAUCUCUUUGAGGUUUAAAUUCAAUACUUAUUAAAGUCAAUUCGUAUCUCAAAUCCAACAAUCCAGAGUGGUAGAAAAUAACGUUGAAAACAAUGCUGACAAUCAAUAAAGAUAUCAAUUAAAUUCUCCAAGUUCUAAACAUAGAAAUCAUUUAAUCAAAAGUAAAGAAUAGAUUCUAACUCAUCUCCCCUAAUAUUUGGUAUUUAAUUUAUGUGUAAGGCCAGAUUAGAUUAUCACAAACUUACUUUAUGCCAGCUAACGAUAAAGAUAAAGAUAAUGCCUCAUAAUAAAAGCAACCCUAAAAAUUCUAAUUUGAAUAAUAGCAUUUCAAAAGGAACAAAACAGAUCAAGACUAACCAAAAUUUAGUAAUCGCAAUUCUCUUACUGAAAUUAAUUCGGACAAAGAUACAUAAUGCUUUAAUUGUUAUUAAAAUGAAAGCUGUGCAGUUUAUAUGCCAUGUGGACAUGGUGGAUUAUGUGUGAAAUGUGCCACAGAAUGGUUUAACGAGAAAUAAGAAUGUUUAAUUUGCAGAAAAGUAAUCAUUUCCUAUAAGUUUUAUUUAGCCUGUUGAAUCUGUUAUACAAAUUUCUUAGUCUGAACAAAAUAAAGUAUAGGUGAUAGAUGUUUUAGCAUUCUGA
Messenger RNA from Paramecium octaurelia, 1652 nucleotides. NCBI's taxonomy places the organism in Eukaryota, Ciliophora, Oligohymenophorea, Peniculida, Parameciidae. The record is from the annotation of a GenBank genome assembly.